Gadus macrocephalus (Pacific cod) is the source of this 1819-nucleotide messenger RNA. RefSeq names its product galactokinase 2 (gene galk2). The coding region runs from base 147 to 1568 and encodes 473 amino acids. Gene Ontology annotation, molecular function: galactokinase activity; ATP binding. Lineage: Eukaryota; Metazoa; Chordata; Actinopteri; Gadiformes; Gadidae. The transcript has 10 exons. Gene Ontology annotation, cellular component: cytosol; cytoplasm. The record is from RefSeq and is a predicted model, not a curated record. Gene Ontology annotation, biological process: galactose metabolic process; carbohydrate phosphorylation.
UUUGUGUUCAAGAAGAUGCCGUGUGAUCGUCAGCUGAUACUGGCAUUAUUUUUUUUUUAAAUAAAAUACGACUUUAAGUGAACCGCUUAAAGUUGAUAUAGUCCGGAAAGAAAGCUGCACCUUAGGGGAAUGCUGAACAAGUGAAGAUGGACUCAAAUCCACCACACCUCAAAACAAACUUUGCAGACAAUGACAGGUUGCAAAUGUUGAAAAAUGCUUUUGAAAAAAAGUAUGGAAAGUCUCCCAAAUUCUAUGCACAUGCACCAGGGAGGGUAAAUCUCAUAGGGGAACAUGUUGAUUAUUGUGGGUAUUCUGUACUUCCCAUGGCCAUCGAACAGAGUAUUCUUGCAGCUGUCUCUUUGAAUGAUUCGGAGACAAUAGAGCUGGCCAAUACAAAUCCUCAAUACAAGGAUUUUAGAGUGUCUGGCACAGAAGAAAUUGAAAUUGGCAAAGACAAUCCACAGUGGCACAAUUACUUUCUCUGUGGUGUCAAAGGCAUUCAGGAGAACUUCAGCCUCCCCAGUUUGGUUGGGAUGCAGUGUGUUGUUGAUGGAACCAUCCCGGCCAGCUCAGGCCUGUCCAGCUCUAGUGCCUUAGUGUGUUGUGCUGGCCUGGUCACAAUGGAGGCCAAUGAGAAGUCCCUCUCCAAGGUGGCACUUGCUGAAAUCUGUGCCAAAUGUGAGCGAUACAUUGGAACUGAAGGAGGGGGAAUGGACCAAUCCAUCUCGUUUCUGGCAGAGAAAGGAACCGCCAAGCUGAUUGAGUUCAACCCGCUGCGUGCCACUGAUGUCCAGCUUCCGGGCGGUGCCGUGUUUGUGAUCUCCAACUGCUGUGUGGAGAUGAACAAGGCGGCCUCUUCUCACUUCAACAUCCGUGUGGUGGAGUGUCGGAUAGCUACAAAGCCGACACUCUUAUCCAGUCUAAUGGAAUACCUGGGGUGGAUGCAGAUGCUGGCCAAGGUAAAGGGUCUGGAGUGGAAGAGGUUGGUGAAGCUGGCCCAGGUGCAGGCCGAGCUGGGGGCCUCUCUGGAGGAGAUGCUGAGCCUGGUAGAGGAGGUGCUGCACUCUGACGCAUACAGCAGAGCUGAGAUCUGCCAGGCCCUGGGCAUCACCCCUGAGCAGUUCAGUACAGACCUGCUCAGUUCCAACACACAGCAUGUCACUCACUUCAAGCUGUACCAGCGGGCCAGGCAUGUGUAUGGGGAGGCCUCACGGGUCCUGUGUUUCAAGAGCGUGUGUGAUUCUCAGCCCGCUGACUCCAUACCUCUCCUGGGAGACUUGAUGAAGGAGAGCCACGCCAGCUGCAGAGACCUGUAUGAAUGCAGCUGUCCUGAACUGGACCAGUUGGUCGACAUUUGUUUGAAGGCGGGUGCGGUGGGGUCCCGGCUGACGGGGGCCGGCUGGGGCGGCUGUGCGGUCUCCAUGGUUCCAAGUGACAAGGUGCAGUCGUUCAUACGAACAGUGAGGGAGACGUUCUACGCCCCGGAGCCCCGCAGGGCAGCCAUGGAGAAGCAGAGUCUGUUUGUGUCAAAGCCUGGAGGUGGAGCCACCAUCUUUAUCGAGGAGUAAAGCUGUUCACAUCGUGUUUACAACCGCUUUUGAUUAAUAAUCAAUUCCUUUGGGAGAAUCCUUUUUAAAUGUUUUUUUGGAAAAGGUGGUUAGAAGAAGAUGCAUUCUUUAAACUGUGACCAAAUUAAAGGGACUCUGAUUUUACAGAAUGUAUAAGCAAUCACUCUUUGCAGGGACUGUUUUUACUGUAAUCAUAGUAGAAAACAUAUGUUCUUCUUCAAUGAUGAGAUUAAAAUAAUUAUCUGAUAAAA